CUACUUUGGGGUCGAGUGCGCGCGGCCGCAGGCUGCAGGCGGCAAUGUUCACAGCGCCGGUAUUAUCGGAAUUGGACUGCACUGUGAACCGGAAGUUCUUUCAUUUUAGCUGAAGAACGAAAAUUGUCUUCUUAUUUUCCCCAUGAUGUCUGUUUGAGGACUAAAACCGUUAGCUAAACGGACUAUUAUUCUUGGAAUGGAGGACGCCGUGCCGCAAACCGAUAGCCUGGAAACAUCUGUGUUGAGCAUCCGUCUUGUAUUUCACCAAAACUAUUCAACGGAAACGUGUUUUAUGUCCACAAAUAAGCUUUGCUUUGCUAGUAGACAGUAGAAAGCUAACUUCGCGUUAGCUGCCUGCCGAACUGUGAUAUUGUCGAACUUAAGUCAGGAACAUCCAGUAACACAGGAGGUAAUGUAAAGUUCUUAAAAGCUCAUCAGUUGGAGCAGACGAAGACAGCCGGAGCUGAAGGGAUUCAAACAUCCCUCUUCACCAUCGGGUCCUGAGAUGACAUCACAGCAGCCGCAGGUCCCCAAUGCUGUUAUUCCUCCCAACCUUGCUCAGAACUCCUCUGCUCAGCAGGCUCGGCCUCAUAUUCAGGCUAAUCAGCUGGACUCGAGUCAGAGCAGUGCGGCCUCAAGGCCUCUGGACCACAGAGCUCUGAUAGGCAGGCCGGGCUGCUCCGGUGUGGCAGCAACCAGCGGGGAGUCAGCCAACAGGAACGUUUCUGCAUCCUGCACCAACUCCAGCUCAUCUAGAAGAGAUGGGGGCUUUGAACCGUGGCCUGAGGAGGCAGCGGACAACUCCCAUGGGCUGUACUCACUCCAUCGUAUGUUUGACAUAGUUGGAGCCCAGCUAACGCACCGGGAUGUCAGGGUACUGUCAUUCCUGUUUGUUGAUGUGAUUGAUGAGUAUGAGCGUGGCGGCAUCAGAAGUGGAAAGGAUUUCCUGCUGGCCCUUGAGCGCCAAGGUCGCUGUGAUGAGACCAACUUCAGACACAUUCUCCAGCUGCUGAGGAUUAUCACACGCCAUGACCUACUGCCUUAUGUCACACUCAGGAAACGGCAGGCCGUGUGCCCAGACCCUGUGGACAAGUACCUGGAAGAGACAUCAGUGCGCUACAUUUCACCAAGAGGAGCAGUACAGAGCGCAGACACCGCGCCACACAGAAGAACAGGUCCCCAGCCAGUCAUUUGCUGCUCCCCAUCAGGACCUCAUGUUGGCCCUCCACGAAUAAAGCCGGCCCCUCCUGCAUCGAACCGUAAACGGAGGAGAAGUCAUUCCUCAGCUGACUGCAGAGAGAAGCAAACAUGUGACAUCCGCCUUCGGGUUCGUGCUGAAUAUUGCCAGCAUGAGUCUGCUCUUCAGGGCAACGUCUUCUCCAACAAGCAAGAGGCAGUGGAGCGACAGUUUGAGCGCUUCAACCAGGCAAACACUAUCCUCAAAUCCCGAGAUUUGGGCUCCAUCAUCUGUGACAUCAAGUUCUCUGAGCUCACCUAUUUGGAUGCCUUCUGGAGGGACUAUAUCAAUGGAUCAUUGCUAGAGGCACUUAAAGGGGUCUUUAUCACAGAUUCCUUAAAGCAGGCUGUGGGCCACGAAGCUAUAAAACUGUUGGUCAAUGUUGACGAGGAGGACUACCAGGCCGGUCGACGCAAACUGCUUCGUAAUUUGGUCACACAUGGUGGGAACCCACCAGGAGCUAGCAAAGACCCUGUACCUUAGAGACCCUCUCCAGGAAGUAGCGUAAGGGAGGACCGCUGCUGUGCCCCCUCCCCCCACAGGGAGUAGAGUGAGAUGUGGUUGUGUCAUUUGAGGUGCCUGAAGUGCGUGCCUGAAUGGAACUAAAGAACUUCUAGCCACCGCAUUGAUUCCUUGAGAGCUGAGGUCAUACGUUAUCUACUUGGCACCCCUUAGCGUAGCAUGCGAGGUGAUUGGGAACUAUGUUAACAAGUAGGUGAUUCAUACAGGUUGACGUUAUUUUGAAUGUUGAGCUGUUAAUUUCCUUCACGGAGGAGAAUGCUGAUUCAUGUGUGCUUUGAAUUGAGUUAAUUUCUUGUUUCUGGUAUGUUGGUUCAUUUGUUAAAUCUAAUGAUACUCUUAACCCCUGUUCAUAAGUGGCGUUCUUUUCAAUCCAGAAAACAUGCAUUACUCUGACAAGUUACUCCCAGUGGGAGUUGUACCUUAUCAAAGUCAAACUGGGUUUUCCAGGUUUUUCAGGUACAUUACCAGUUGAUUGGAAUUAACCCAAUGAGAGUGUUCUGUAUGUUAUAGGAAAGCACAGGCUGUAGUUGACUAGUUAUUUCUGUUUCUUUCAGUCUUUUAUCCCGCUGUACCCAAGCUGUUGAGAGUUCCCAUCUGUAAAAAUGAACCCUUCCAGUGCAUUUUUUAUCGACUCGUUUUUGGUUACUGUCGACAUUAAUGUGUCUUUAUUUUUACUAAUGAUUUGUUUUAAAACAUGGCUUAUUUCCAGCAGCUUUUCUUCUAGCCUAAUUUGAAAUUUCAAUUGUCCAGUCACUGCUAAUAUUUAAACUUUGUGGAUUGUUCUAAUGUGUCAAAUCUUAUCCAGUGACAUAAUGAGUCAUACCCUGGUGUUGUAGAUUUGUGUGGGUGAUUGCAAAUCAUUGCCAGUUUCAUUGUCAGCUUCAACCUCUGAUCCCCACUCACCCUCUCAAGCAUUUUCACUCCGUAUAUGACACUGAACUUUUUAUAUUAUUUUAUUUUUUUUCUUUAAUUGAAAAGACAUUUGAUAACAAAAUCAACAGCAGGUGGAAAUCACAGCCAGUAUGUGUAGAGUCAUCUCAGUUGUGCAGGUAAAUAAAUUCCGAGAACAAAAAUAACUCACAGGGUUUGUUUUUGUGAAGUUGCAGAUAUUGAUGGAUGCUGAUGGAUAAGGAUGCAGUUGAGUUCACAUGAUCAGAAUCAGAAGUGGGUAUGAGCAGAUGUUGCGAUCACUUUCUUUCUUUCCAGUUGCCUGAGUGGUUGUCACGAUACUGGAAUUUCUAACUUUGAUAGAAUACCUUAGAAAUAAACGAUAUUCAAUACCAUGUUCGAGACCACAGGGACAUAUAGACAUGGAAUGGAGUUAAUACUAUUUUAGAUUUUUAUUAAAAGACAAAUGUCAUAAGAGCAACAUCAUCAAAGUCACUUUACAUCUGGAGGAAACAAAGUUUUAUUAGCAUCCCAGCAGUGCCUGCUUCGGCUCGCAGUCAGAGGAUAGCAAGAAAAUGCAGCUAGUGCUGGUGUAUUGAUACUGCAAAAAAUGAGUAUUUAAACCAUUUAAAAUAUUCAGAAUCGAUGUUUCAAUAGCUAGAUUUUUUUUUUCACCUACACUAGUUGCCUGUGGGGUGUGCUGGAGAAACCUGGCUCAUUUAGAGCACCUGUUUCAAAACCAGGAGCAUUUCACCCUGGAGAUCGGUUUGUUAGGUUUGUUGCGUGAAGACACAUAGAAAGGCUGGUCUCUGACCAUUUCCAAGUGUUUUUCUGGUGUGAAAGCAAAUUAAACUUCUAAUAAUUUUACUUUGCUCAUGAGAUUUGUCCUGGAAGCAAUCUUAUAAUUGAUCUUUAUUAGCCACAUAUAUGUAUAUUUAUGCAAAUCAUUUAGCAAAAAUGAAAACGGGAAUGCAUGUUAGCGCAGGUAUUUCCCUGAUCUAUAGGCCAAAAGCUGUUAAAACAGCUGUGUUUUAUCCUCCUCUGUGUACUACAUCUGUUCAGUCCAUUAAAGUGUGUGACAGUGA
Messenger RNA from Acanthopagrus latus (yellowfin seabream), 3732 nucleotides. It is a transcript of the gene dedd, whose product is annotated as death effector domain containing. The record is from RefSeq and is a predicted model, not a curated record. Gene Ontology annotation, cellular component: nucleolus. Gene Ontology annotation, molecular function: DNA binding; protein binding. The coding region runs from base 506 to 1720 and encodes 404 amino acids. Gene Ontology annotation, biological process: apoptotic process; regulation of apoptotic process; extrinsic apoptotic signaling pathway via death domain receptors. The transcript has 5 exons. Lineage: Eukaryota; Metazoa; Chordata; Actinopteri; Spariformes; Sparidae.